GUAGACUCACACUAAUCUGUUGGGACAAUCCUUAUGUAUUUGCAGUGGAUUUUCCUUCUUCUAAUAUUUCUGGAUGUUGAGCCACACGCAAUACGCAAAAACUACACCAAACCGGAUGGAUGUCUCGAGAAUGCUAUCAAUUCAGAGGUGCAGAUUCUGGACAGUGAAAUACCUGGGUACUUCCACUUUGACCUGCCCGAGGGAGGAUACAUACGGGUGUUUUAUCACGUGGAUAAGUACGGCUUCUAUACCGAAACUUUGCACUGACAUAGAAUGAUUGAGAGUGUGUGUGUGUGUCUGUGCAGUUCUGCCAUAAUUGG
Molecule: messenger RNA, 320 nt
Organism: Drosophila melanogaster (fruit fly)
Lineage: Eukaryota; Metazoa; Arthropoda; Insecta; Diptera; Drosophilidae
Exons: 1
Coding region: 34-267 (77 amino acids)
Source: RefSeq, marked reviewed